AUGAAUGUUACAGAAUAUAUCCUCUUGGGUUUUGGAAAAUUCGGUCAAUGGCAAAAUAUACUAUUUUUUGUUUUCCUCUUGAUCUAUAUUGCAGCCAUGAUUGGGAAUGUACUCAUUGUAAUUUUAGUGGUAGUUGAUCAGCAUCUACAUACGCCCAUGUAUUUCUUCCUGGGCAACUUGUCGUGCCUAGAGACUUGCUAUAUAUCAAAUGUCAUGCCCAAAAUGAUGGUGGGCUUGUUGACUGAGGAAAAUGUGAUUUCAUUCAGCGGCUGUUUUGUGCAGUUCUUUUUCUUUGGUUACCUAAUGGCAACAGAAUGCUAUCUUCUCUCAGUAAUGUCAUAUGAUAGAUAUUUAGCAAUAUGCAAACCACUGCAUUACACAACAACUAUGAAUGCACAAAUGUGCAUCCAACUAGCAGUUUCUUCGUGGAUAAAUGGACUUAUAGCUACUUUAAUACUUUUGAGUUUUAUGCUAGAGUUAACAUACUGUGGUCCCAAUGAAAUUGAUCAUUAUUUCUGUGAUUCUGUCCCACUUAUAAAACUUUCCUGUAGUGACACCAACCUGGUGGAAGUUAUGAGUUUUGUCCUGGCAUUCAUAUUUACCCUGCCACCUUUUCUCCUCACCUUGACAUCCUACAUAGCCAUCAUAACUACCAUCUUGAAAAUUCCUUCUACAACUGGGAGGAAAAAAGCAUUUUCCACUUGCUCUUCUCAUCUUAUUGUAGUUUCUACCUUCUACGGAGCCAUCAUGAUAGUGUAUAUGUUACCGAAGAGAGAAGCACUCCGUGAUCUCAACAAAGCUUUCUCUCUCUUGUAUACAGUCCUACCCCCUGUUGCAAAUCCUCUUAUAUACAGCUUGAGAAAUAAGGAGGUAAAGCAUGCCAUAGGGAAAUUAUUUGGAAAGUAUUGCAUUCCUCCAAGAAGCUGGAGAGAAUUGUUACAAUUAUUAAGAAAAAGCAGUGGUGAAGCAACUUCAUAA
Podarcis muralis (Common wall lizard) is the source of this 978-nucleotide messenger RNA. The record is from RefSeq and is a predicted model, not a curated record. NCBI's taxonomy places the organism in Eukaryota, Metazoa, Chordata, Lepidosauria, Squamata, Lacertidae.